This is a messenger RNA of Durio zibethinus, 3660 nucleotides long. RefSeq lists its product as uncharacterized. Gene Ontology annotation, molecular function: protein binding; mRNA binding. The record is from RefSeq and is a predicted model, not a curated record. Lineage: Eukaryota; Viridiplantae; Streptophyta; Magnoliopsida; Malvales; Malvaceae.
UUCAACUGAUUUAUAUCUUCUUUUUCUUUUAGUUUACUUUAUUCCUUUUGUUUUUCAGUUACACAGUUAGAAUUUGGAAGUUCAAGAUAUAUGAAGUUUACAUGGGAUUGUAUGAUGUAUCUUACGUCAUCAGUUCCUCCUUUAACUCAUGGUAGCUUUUUCAAACUUGGUCUGAACCAGAGCCACUUAAAACCUCUGCCAUGUUCCAGAACGGAUAACAAUAAUGGCAGAGUUAAGCAAGUUGCUUUAACAGAAUUCAACAAGAAAAACCCCAUUUUUAAGUACCCAUUUGGGUCUAAUAAUGGAGAAGAGCUUUCCACUGAGUUACACAACCAAACAAUUCAAGGGUAUUGCAAAUUAGGGGAUGUAGAUAAGGCUAUGAAACUUGUUGCUCAGUUGGAGGCUUUGGGUUUUCAUCCAAAUUCUAUUUCUUAUAGUUUUUUAAUUGAGAGUUUGGGAAGUGUUGGCAGGACAUUGGAAGCUGAUGCCUUGUUUCAAGAAAUGCUGUGUCUUGGAUGUAAACCUAGGAUAAGAUUGUUUAAUGCUUUGCUUAAAGGGUUUUUGAGGAAAGGGUUGUUGGGAUUAGCUGAAAAGGUUUUGGUGGUAAUGGAUCAAAUGGGUGUUUGUAAAAAUCAGGAAACACAUGAGAUUCUUUUGGAUUAUUAUGUUAAUGCUGGAAGGUUGGAAGAUACAUGGAUGGUAGUGAAUGCGAUGAAGAAAAAUGGGAUUCCACUGAACUCUUUUGUGUAUGGUAAGGUUAUUUGUCUUUAUAGGGACAAUGGAAUGUGGAGGAAAGCAAUAGGCCUUGUGGAGGAGAUUAGGGAGAAAGGGAUAUCUUUAGACACGCAGAUUUAUAACAGCAUUAUUGAUACGUUUGGAAAAUAUGGAGAGCUAGAUGAAGCUUUAGAAGUGUUUGAGAAAAUGAAACAAGAAAGUGUAAGGCCUGAUAUAACAACAUGGAAUUCUUUGAUUCGGUGGCACUGCAAGGCUGGAGAUCUCACAAAGGCUCUUGACUUGUUUACUGAAAUGCAGGAACAAGGAUUAUAUCCUGAUCCGAAGAUCUUCAUGGGCCUUAUUAGUCGAUUGGGAGAGCUUGGGAAGUGGGAUGUAAUAAAGAAGAACUUUGAGAACAUGAAAUUUAGGGGACAUCAAGAAGUCGGGACCAUUUAUGCAAUCUUGGUUGAUAUUUAUGGACAAUAUGGGAGAUUUCAGGAUGCUGAGAAUUGCAUAUCUGCUCUAAAGUCAGAAGGCCUCCAACCUUCGGCCAGCAUGUUCUGCGUCUUAGCAAAUGCUUAUGCUCAGCAGGGAUUUUGUGAACAGACCGUUAAGGUUCUUCAACUCAUGGAAGCAGAAGGCAUUGAACCCAAUAUCAUAAUGCUGAAUGUGUUGAUCAAUGCCUUUGGUAUAGCUGGGAGACAUGAGGAGGCAUUAUCUAUUUACGAACAUAUAAGAGAAACUGGUAUUAGUCCUGAUGUGGUUACUUAUAGUACCCUCAUGAAAGCUUGUAUUCGAGCCAAGAAAUUUGAUAAGGUUCCUCAAAUAUAUAAGGAAAUGGAAUCCUAUGGAUGCACUCCGGAUAGGAAGGCUAGGCAAAUGUUACAGACUGCCUUGAUGGUUCUUGAACAAAGGCAUUGAACUGUUGUCUGACACCAAAAAAUGAGGGUUCUGAAAGCUAUUUCCUAACCACCCCAAUGAUUGCCUUGUCUCUGAAGUCAAGAUCUUAUCAAAGCUAAUCCAACUACAGCCCAAGAUGGUAUCCUUGACUGAAAGUUGAAAAAUGAGUGAAAAAGAAAAUGAAGUGUCGAAACUUGCAGGAAAAGAGCGUUCAAUGACCAUUUUAUGAACUCCUGAAGAGAAUUUUGGUAGGAAGCAGGUGGAAAUGUGACAUGAUGGUCUUCGAUGGGAUGGUAUAUUUUACUUGCUUAAGGAUAAAAAAAAAAUGAGCUGUGAAGAGUGAAAAAAUUGAUCUAAUAUUAUGUCUUUGGUUUUUUAGUGCAGAAAUGAAGAGAAAGAAAUUGAUUAAAUUAAACAGCUGUUAUGGCAGUGAGCUUUACCAAUAUUUAUAGGUUAGAUUUACCAAUUUAAGUGAUAAGAAGGCUUUGGUUGAAACAAUCUAGAUUAUUGGGGAACUGAUUGCAUUCAAAAUUUUAAAGUAAUUCCUUUAAGACAACUGUUAAUAUUGGUUCCUUCAUAUGCAUUUGAAAUCAGGAGUUCUCUGAAUGAUUAUAUUGGGUUCAGCAUCUGAAACAUCAAGGAGUUACUUAGUGAAACUGGAAUAAUGUGGCUUUUCUGUGUUAGUUCAGAUCACUCUGUUGCUUGUUAGACAGAAAGGGACAUUCAGAUUUCAGGCUGCAUGGAUAAAUGAUUUUACGCCGAUUAAUGGUCAUUCAGUAUCCUGUGAUUUAUGUAUGAAAUAAAUGGCUCAAAAUUACUUUGGUUGGUAGAUGAUCAUGUUAGGGAUGUAAAAAUAGAUUGGCCAUCUUUGUGGAUGUAGAAGGUAUUGUGAAUGACUGCAAGAACUUUUGAAGAAUGCUGGACUGAUUUUUAUACUAGAGCAAAUUCUACUUGGUAUGUGGAGAGAAGAACAGUACCAUUUCUAUAUGGUCAUUGCAUAAAAGGAAUCGAUCCUGUAUCAUAGCAAUUAUUUUUAAUUUAAUACCUUUAGUUCACAUAUUAGCAGAGUAAUAAGGUGGCAGAACAGCCAGACCCUGAUAGUGCUUCUUUCUUUUAAUUUUUCGGUAAGUCUGCAUUAUCAUCCUUGUUUCAUCACUUCAUUUUUUUUAUAUCUUUACCUAAAUUAAUACUUAUAUUUUGUUUUCUUAACCCUGGCAUGGGGAUAAGAUUAAACAACAUCCUUAUAUUGGGAGAUGCUAUAAGCAGUGAAGCCUCCUUAUGCAACGAGUCAAUGUCAACCAAUGUCACCCCUUAAGACUCACUUCGCCGAAUAUACUGAGUUGAUUUUGCUUGUUACACUUGGCACUCUGUUAAAAGUAUAAAAAGGUAUGGUUUGUAUGAUAAUCAGCGUUUAAUUUGAAGAUUGCUACAGAUUGUUCUGCAAUUGAAACAAUUCCAUAUUGAAAAUUAUGUUAAUCUUUGAGGGUUAUGUUUAUAGUUGGUAGACAUUUCAACUUACCAACUAUUGCUGAUAUUUAACCUGAGAAGCCAUUUUUAAAGGUUAUGCUUCAUCUGUUUCUGAUAUUGCUAAUGAUAAUGGCUUCGUUAUUGUUGAUUAUAUGCAUGUCUCUUGGUCAUCUGUUUCGAUGAUACCGUCAAGAUAAGUUAUUUCCUGGAUUUAUAUCUUGAUCAUUCAUGUGAAUUUCAUGUGGUGUCUUAUUUCCUGGAAUGGUUAGUUCUCAUAAUUAUAAACUAUAAUCAUAUCCAACAUGGUCCCUCCUGGCAAGUGUUGUACCAACUUGGAUGGUCUUUCCUUUUCUUUUUUUCACAAAGUAGGUCGUAAUCUGGGGAUAGGGGAAGGAGUUGUAAGUGUUGAGAUUUGAACUCUAAAUCUACCGAAAGACGACUACCUUUUUAUUAGCAAUAGCCGCUUCCAUCAUAUCUUCGUUUUAAAUUUUGUUAGGUUUUAUUGACCAUAUAAAACUCAAAAUGGUGGAAAGGAUGAGGAAACAAAAUUAAGUAUUCCCUAAUGGAAGGAUAUCGUCA